AUGGUUGUUAAUCUACACUCGCUGGCACUCACAAUGGCUCAGUUUAAUUCUCUCUCGAAUCGUGCAACUCUGCUACCUUGUGUGUCGCAACAAUGCUGCUUUCUCUCUCGAAGUGUCCCACCGUAUCGCGCUCCUCUGUCAAUCCUCGUGCUCCUUCUUUUCACCCACACGCAGGCUUGGUUUUGGCCCCUGCCAAUUACAAAAUCUCGACUACGUGUACACGUCUCCCCCCGAUCACACCACGACUUCCGCCUCCUCUCCCUCCCGCCGUGGCCCGGAAAAACGUUUUUCCGGGCUCAUGCAAGUUCUCGGAUAAACUCGCGCUUCUUUCUUGCCCCACGCCCAAUAGGAACGUCCGGUUCCGCUUCGGCCGUCGAGGUUUUUCCGGUCCCGGACACCUCUUUACCCGGGGAAACGGAAACCGCCAGACAACGCCGGACGAAGGCCUAUUUUUCCACCAUAAAAGUUUUUCCGAGCUGCAGCUGCGUGUCUUGGAUCUGGCACCGAAGCCUUCGAGCUAGUAGCAGUAGUAGCAGUAGCAGAAACACAGCACAGCUUCAGGGAAACAAGUUGCGCUACCCGCAACCCACCAUUAUACGGACAGUUGUGCUUACGGAGACGAUUCCAGUGGGGCAAGAAUAA
Molecule: messenger RNA, 642 nt
Organism: Lachancea nothofagi CBS 11611
Lineage: Eukaryota; Fungi; Ascomycota; Saccharomycetes; Saccharomycetales; Saccharomycetaceae
Source: the annotation of a GenBank genome assembly